Nannizzia gypsea CBS 118893 is the source of this 1812-nucleotide messenger RNA. RefSeq names its product laccase-1. The coding region runs from base 1 to 1812 and encodes 603 amino acids. The transcript has 7 exons. NCBI's taxonomy places the organism in Eukaryota, Fungi, Ascomycota, Eurotiomycetes, Onygenales, Arthrodermataceae. Gene Ontology annotation, molecular function: copper ion binding; oxidoreductase activity. The record is from RefSeq and is a predicted model, not a curated record.
AUGUAUGGGUGGAUAAUCGCCCUCUGGGCCUUUGCUGUAGGAAAAGCGGCUGCGAAAGUCGUACGCGAAGAAUUGACAUUGACAUGGGGCUUGGGAGCGCCGAAUGGACAGCCUAGGGAGAUGAUAUUUAUGAAUGGCCAAUUCCCUGGGCCUACAUUUGUCUGGGAUGAAGACGAUGAUGUUGAGGUCCUGAUUCAUAAUAAAAUGCCAUUCAACACAACAAUACACUGGCAUGGGCUCCUGAUGCAAGGCACUCCGUGGUCUGAUGGCGUCCCAGGCCUGACACAGAAACCAAUCGAGGCAGGCGAGUCGUUUAUGUACCGAUUUAAGGCCUAUCCUUCUGGAACACAUUGGUGGCAUUCUCAUACGAGGACAACAAUGUUUGACGGCCUGUUUGGUGCGAUGUAUAUCAGGCCAAAACCAACAGCUCCAGCUCCUUGGUCACUCAUCAGCAAUAAAUCCAAGGAUAUUGAAAACAUGAGAAAAGCCGUUGCGAAUCCUCAUGUUGUGGUUGUCUCAGACUGGACCCGGUUCAAGUCAUGGGAAUAUAUGAAAGCGCAAGAAGACUCAGGUUAUACUAUAUUCUGCGUGGAUAGCAUCCUCAUCAACGGAAAAGGUAGCGUAUACUGUCCAGGAGAGGAUUUUCUUGUUAAUCACACGAUGGAUUAUAUGAAAUGGGCCAUAUAUCCCCGCCAUGUCAAUGAUAAAGGGUGCCUCCCUUUUGUCAAGUCAACAGAAAAUAAAUAUCUACGUGAUGGCCGGCCUGAGACAAUUCCACGCCACCUACAACAAGGAUGCGUGCCCUCCAACGGGGAGCAGGCAGUUUUUGAAGUUGAUCCAGCCGAUGAGUGGGUGAGCUUCAAUUUUGUGGACGCAGCAACGUUUAAAACGCCAGUUUUUGCCAUUGACAAUCAUGAGAUGUGGGUUUAUGAGGCAGAUGGGCACUUUAUUGAGCCCCAGAAAGUUGAUACUGUCAAGUUCUAUGCGGGUGAACGGUAUUCGGUCAUGGUUAAGCUACACAAAAACGCUGCUCGGGAUUACACAAUUCGAGUCAUGGAUACAGGACUAACUCAAAUCAUUGGAUCAUAUGCCACAAUGCGAUACAAACGGGGUCCAAAUGAAAAAAAUGUCAAUGAAGAAAAGGAGAGCGAGGGCAUUAUCAACUAUGGCGGCCUAAACACAACCUACGCUGUUACUCUUGACCGCGAUAAAUUACCGCCUUACCCUCCAAAUGCACCUGCAAAGCACGCAGAUGCUCUUUUUCUCCUUGAUACCCAUCGUGUGAAAACUGCGUGGACCUACACCAUGAAAGGUGGUGCGAUGUACCAGGAGGAUCGCAGCGCAUACGCCCCGCUACUCUACCACCCAAAUUCGGCCGAUGCGAUGGACGAAAGCCUUGUCAUCCGUACUAAGAACAACACGUGGAUCGACCUUGUUGUCCAGGUAGGCUCCCUUCCGAACCAGCCUCAGGAGUUUCCUCAUAUCAUGCACAAGCAUUCUGGAAAGACCUGGCAGAUCGGUGCUGGAGAAGGCCACUGGAACUAUUCGUCAGUGGAAGAAGCAAUGAAGGCCGAGCCAACCAAAUUUAAUCUCAAAACACCCAAUUAUCGGGAUACUUUUAUUACAUCCUUUGAUGGACCAUCUUGGAUUGUGUUACGGUAUCAUUCAAACAAUCCUGGGCCGUGGCUCAUGCACUGCCAUUUUGAGAUCCACCUGGGUGGUGGAAUGGCGAUUGCCUUUAUGGAUGGUAUUGAUGCGUGGCCCAAGGUACCACCAGAAUACGCCUCAGGUAAAGGGGGAUUCCUGGACUGA